Molecule: messenger RNA, 2203 nt
Organism: Heterobilharzia americana
Lineage: Eukaryota; Metazoa; Platyhelminthes; Trematoda; Strigeidida; Schistosomatidae
Source: the annotation of a GenBank genome assembly
CAAUACUGUUAACAAACAUUCCAGUGACUAUAGGAAACAAUGUAAACAUCAAUAAGCUGUUAAUCAACCAAUCAAAAACCAGAAAAUCAAAAAGAAAUAAGUAACUCUUAAAAUUAUUAUUACUCUGACGGUAAUAACAAUAUUACUAUUUAUAAUAAAUAUACCGAAGUACAUAUUGUUACUGUUCUGAGAGCCCACAUAAUUAUUUGAAUAUUUACUACUAUUACUCGAGAUCGUAACGGUAUAAAUAACAUUGGCAUAUACCUUCAUUAUUAUCAGUGACCUAUUCAAUUGAAUUUAACAUUUUUUGUCAUUUGAAAGCCUUCAGAUAUCUAAAAAUGUCAAUUUUCAAUGGUCAUAGGAAAGGCUACUUGAAGAAUGAGAUUAACGGAAACAGAAUAGGUAGAGAAAUCGCUCAGCUAAAUAGCAAUCAAGGAAACGAACAGGUGAAUGGAACUGUGAAGAAUGAGAAACAAAAUGGAACAAUGAAAAAUGGAACUCACAAUAUCAUACGUGAAAGCAAUACUAUGAAUGCAGAAGAAAAGCAUGGAAAGAAAUAUAAUACGUUGAGAAAUGAUAAUCUUAAUGGUACACAUGAAAAUGGGAAAGGCGCUGAAAUACACGAAAAUGGUCAACAUAAUGGCAGACAUGAAAAUAGAAAGGUGAAUGAGACACAAGAAGAUGACGUUGGAAAUUUGAAUGGUAUAAUUGAAAAUGGAAAAAGGAAUGGAACAUCGAAAAUUGGAAAACAGAAUGGUACCUUGGAAUAUGGAAAACUGAAUGACAGAAGUGAGAGCAGUAGUGUUAGCGGUGAUGAUAUCGACACUUUUGUACCGAUAUGUAAACCUGGGCGAUUUAUCUGUCGGGGUUUUUACACGGAUGUUGCACACCUAUGUUCAGAAACUGGCUACCUAAUCUGGAUUGAACCAAAGAAAAAUAUGCAUGUACUGUUCACGUAUGGAGAUACAAAUUGCGACUUUCUAUGUUAUCUAGAACCAGAGGUACCAGGUGUUGCAAUCAAUUAUUUAGAGCCUAACAGAAUCAAACGUUUUCAAUACUUCAAUGAAAGUGAUUACAGAGCAGUUCAAAUUCACUCAGGAUUGGCUGCAUCAAUAAACGGUUCCUCUGGAACUAGAUACUCAUGUAUGGGAUCACUGUUUAAUACAUACUCUUACGCAAUUGACUCAGAAAGUGGUCAAUGUUUUAUUGAGCUGAGUGUAUUGAACAAGAAACAGAUGUGUGAAUUAACUGAACCAAUAUGUCGUCCAUUUAAACUUAAUUUUCGUCUAGUUCUUUAAAACGUCAAUGAAUUUUAUUUUCUGUCAAAAUGUGAUAAAAUUAGGAGUCUUAUUUCAUCAAUUAUCAAUUGAAAUUCACGAAAAAUACCACCAGAAACCCUUAAAAAAACACUAAAAAUUAAAAAAACAUUAUUCAGAAAAUUUUAUCUGCGAAAAAAAUCAAGCUUUUCGCUUCAUGUAUACUUCAUAUAUACAUUUAUCCAUUUCAAAGUAUACAGUUUGUCAGAAUGGUAUUGGAUCUAAUAACUCUACUAUUGGUUUUUUUCCUUUAUAACUAGAAUGUGAUUUCGUCUUAUAGCAAACUAAUUCUUGUUUUUCUUAUUUUGUGGACAACAAAUAUUGUUAUAGGUGUAAACGUUUUAAAAAUGGUUCUCACAUUCAAAUUUCAAUGUUCAAUAGUCUGUUCGACUGUAAAGUAUUCACCGUUACAUUUAUGAGUUUAAUUAUAUCUGAAUCAGUGUGUUUUGAUUAAGACUUCAUCUUCAUCAGCAGUUAGUAAUUUCAAUUUAAAAAAGUACUACAACUUUCAUUAACAUUAUUUUGACUUUUGUCUAUUCUUCAUUAUAUUCUGACCGUCAAAGUGUUUAUGGCUCCAUAAUACUGUCUAGUAGAAUUCCACUUUACCAACUUUUGUGAAUGCAAAUAUGUUCAAAAUGGAAUUUAUAUUAAAUUUUGAAUACCACGUUAAACAUGUAGUCUACAGAAUUAAACAGGCAUCAUUACUAAUGCCAUGUAACCUUAUUAUAAUUUGCAAAGCUAUAAACGUGUCUUGUCUGACUUUAGAAAUUGAUUCGAUUUGACACCAAAAGCAUACAUUAGGAAUGAUUCAUCAUCUAUACCAGAAAUAUGAGAAAUUCUACUGUCUUUAUGUCAAAGAAGGAGGGAGAAUUAGAACCAUAUAAACC